This is a messenger RNA of Puntigrus tetrazona (Sumatra barb), 2118 nucleotides long. RefSeq names its product leucine rich repeat containing 58a (gene lrrc58a). Bases 236 to 1291 code for a protein of 351 amino acids. Lineage: Eukaryota; Metazoa; Chordata; Actinopteri; Cypriniformes; Cyprinidae. The record is from RefSeq and is a predicted model, not a curated record. The transcript is spliced from 4 exons. Gene Ontology annotation, molecular function: protein binding.
AUGACCAACCACUGACUGCAGGAGGCGUGACACACACAGAUAAAACCACCAAAGUCUGGUCUGGAGCGCACUUCUCACAGCUGCGGUCACUUUAGUGCCAGGGGAUCAAAUAUGCAUGGAUUAUAACUCAAGAAUUCCGAGGCGAUAACUUUUAAGAUUACUGCGCCUUUAAAAACAGCGAUACUUUGCUUUACCGUAUUGCUGUUUUAAUAUUUCGCUCCACUAAUUAGCCCAUAUGGCUCGUUUUCCAAGCAUGGACGACAAGUGCUCUGUUUUAUAUUUAUCGCGUCUGCACCUGGACGACUUGAGCUUGGAUCAUCUCACGGACAGCAAACGACGACAAAUCCAGCAGCUGCACCUCGCUUACAAUCGUUUGUCGUGUCUUCCACCUUCCGUCUGUUUUCUGUCCAACCUGGAACAUCUGGAUAUCAGCAACAACGCGCUCGCGGUCAUACCACAAGACGUUAUGCGCCUAACGAACCUCACGACUUUUGUAGCAAAGAACAAUCUUCUGAACGAGUCCUCGUUCCCUAAAGAGUUCGAACGCAUGCGGGUCGAGACUCUGAAUCUGAGUGGGAACAGGUUUGAGGACAUUCCCGUGCAGUUUAUCAAAAUGACCACACUACAGUCCCUGUCACUUGGAGGAAACAGAUUGAAGAAUAUCCCUGCAGAAAUAGAGAACCUGACCAGGUUAGAGAUGCUGUAUUUAGGAGGAAACCUCAUCUCCUCCAUCCCACCUGAGGUGGCUAACCUCACCAGUCUGAGAUACCUGGUUCUGUGUGACAAUCGCAUCCAAAGCAUACCGCCCCAACUCAACAAGUUACACUCCCUUCUCUCUCUCAGUCUCCACAACAACCUGCUGACCUUCCUCCCUCGUGAGAUCCUGAGCCUCGUCCAUUUGCAGGAACUCAGUCUGCGCGGAAACCCUCUCGUCGUGCGCUUCAUCAAGGACAUGACCUAUGACCCCCCAUCUCUGAUGGAGCUGUCAGGACGCACCAUCAAGUCCCAGAACCUCCCUUUCAGCUCUUGUGACCUACCGUCCAAUCUGAUCCAUUAUUUAAACCUGGCUAGCGAAUGUCCCAACCCAAAGUGUGCAGGUGUUUACUUUGACUCAUGUGUGAGGCACAUCAAGUUUGUGGAUUUCUGCGGGAAGUACCGCCUGCCGCUCAUGCAUUACCUCUGUUCGCCGCAGUGUUCCUCUCCCUGCAGCUCAAACCCGCAGAGCGACGCAGAGUCAGAGGAGGAGAACAGCAUCCCUGCAGACAGGCUCCAGCGGGUACUGCUGGGAUAGGAAACCUCUAACAGAGACAGUUCCCUGCCACAGGAUUUCCAUUUUAAUGCUUCAUUGCAUGUUUUCGUAGGCCUAUAAAAUAUUAAAAACACUUAGACCCAAAAGAGUUGGGUCUUAAAACUAUUUUAGUAACUAUUUGGGUUUUAAUACAGGUUUAAACUGUAAAUCGAACUUAAAAGAAAAAUUCACACACACACACACACACACACACACAAAGAAAGAAUAUUCUGUAUUUUCUCACUCUUGUGUCACGGGUAAGGAGACUUUAAAAGACUUUUGAUACUGUAUGUUGUCACAUGGAUUACUUAUAUAACUGUUUUGUGGUUUUUGGCUUGAAAUUUCGCGAAAGUGAGUAAAUAACACAAACUGAACUGACUACUAAUGUUGCUCAUAAGACAUCUGAAAACAGUUUGCGUUUUGCCUAAGACGGUAUUCUGAGUAGGUUAGCUCGACGCAGACCAAUCCUGCAUGCAACCAGAAAGCAAACUGACCGCUUUGCACUUCUGGAAAAUGUGAUCAAUACGUGAACAGUUACUCUUUGACCUCUUCUUUGUAUUGACUGUCAUUCUGCUCUAACUUUUCUGUCCAAAGGUCAGGUUAUGGACUAUUGUGGCUACGUAACACAGUUUUGAAAAUGUAUAGAAGGUUAUUGUUCAUGAUACAACCUUGAAAGUAGUUACAUGCAAAGGGCUUUUUAAAAAAAACAAAACGUUAUUUUCAGGUGGUGGCUACACCGAACAGAUCAGUAUUAAAUGGUUACCAUCUCUAAAAGAGCUCAUAAUGACCUUAAUAGUAAUAAAAAAGAUAUACCCCUCGAUGAUAACUUA